Molecule: messenger RNA, 2622 nt
Organism: Clonostachys byssicola
Lineage: Eukaryota; Fungi; Ascomycota; Sordariomycetes; Hypocreales; Bionectriaceae
Source: the annotation of a GenBank genome assembly
AUGGAAAUAACAACAAAGAGAGCUGAAGCGUUUACGGACGUUGUAAAGUACUGCUUUUUAGUACGGUCCAAGAGCGUACCCCCCAUCUUUAAAGAUGAACCCGAAACCAGCAACUACCAAGUCGAAGACCGUGACUUCCUGAGAUUUGUGGAUGGCCUCAAGAAACCGUAUGGCCGAGAAGGCCUCUUGCUGAAAGGCGAGCACGAGAAAGGCCACCCCUAUAGAGGCGCAUACCAGGAAGGCGACUACGAGCUAUUGGUGGAUAGCUUCAAGAAACCGUCAUGCCAGGACAUGUUGAUGGAGCAGCUAUGCUAUGCCCACCCAGCAGACUGCGAGCAGAAGCUCUCUCCUGUAGGUGGUACACAGCGCACCACCAAGGGCUGGUUUGAUCACCAGCAUUGGUAUCCCUACGGACCUAAUGAUACGCUGUACUUGCAUGAGCGUCACGACUUGUCUGUCUUCGACAUUGAGCUUUCGAGAAACGGCCUACCAUUUAUUGGAUACCACCAGAAACAUUGUGAUGACUACACACGCGUUGAUGAUGAGUCCUGCGUUGGAGCCGUUACGAUGAAGGGGAAGCUCUUGUUGCGAGAGAGCACGCCUAUAUGCGUCCCAAACAUCGCAUUGUUUACCGCCACCCUCCAUCGAGGAGUUUUGCGUGUAGUCAGACAUUAUACCCCCUUUUGCCUCAAUAGGCGUGGGUCCAGUCAGGCAAUCUAUGCCGAUAUCAAUAUGAUAUCAAAUAAGCAGGAUUUUGAGAGGGGCAUCCGUACUGUGACCAAACUACGCAUGGCGGCGGCGGAGUUCCGGGACUCGGUAGCUGCAAGUGUCAGUGAUCCAUCUACCUAUGAUGUUGCACCUUACGAUUGGAUGCCGCUCCAAGAGAGGUUAUUCAGCUUUCCUGAGCGCAGACUAUUUUCUAAAUGCGUUAGCCCUUACCUUAGCGACACCGUGCUGAGGGGUGUUGAGCCGAGGAUCGGGGAUGAAGAGUUCCGCACGUUUAAGGUCUCUAGCUGGAGGAACCGCUCAGACAGCCUCAGGAUAUUAGCGAAGUACGCCUUUGAUCGCCGACCACCUUGCCACAUCACGACCAUUAUUCCACUCCCGAAACUGGGCCUAGAUCCAGAAGACCCGAAAUAUGAGCUAUACGAUGGAUACGUACCCCCCAACUGUUUUAUCUCGGUCCUGGAGGAUUACGAUGAGGGUGUCGAGGAACGGCAGGAGAUCGUCGCCAAUGCCUUAAAGUUCGUGGACUUCGCAGAAAACAUGACCCAGUUGGUGGAAAAGAAACUUCCCUGCCACGACAAUCUAGGCGCGUUCGUUGUCGAAGUUACGAGACGCGGCAUCGAUAUUUUGUUGUUCCCCCUUCCGAGUUCUAGACUCUGCGCCGCGGAUUCUUACAGGAGGAUAUCUCAUAACCUGACUAUAGACAAGAAGAGCUUUGAGCGGGGUCUUCGGGCUUUGGCCCUGGUGCGCAAGAUGGCGGACGAGAUUCGAGGACGGCUGUGCGCGGACGUCGCAGCUCGCCGUUCCGGGGAGAUCCAUGUCCCCGCACAGCCCGACUGUAUGGAGGUAGCGCGCAGCGAAGACAAGGAAAUAUGCAAGGUCAACGACACGAUGGCGCGGAUCGACCUUGGUGCUGAGGUCACAUCGCGCGAUUCGGCGCCCAUGGACGUCGAGAUGAACGUUACUAGCCAACGUGGCCACAAGCGAGGGCGGGACGAGGACGAGGACGAGGCUCCCCAGACUAUGAAGCACAGGAGGAUCAUCAAGACCAUGCCCCAAGCUCGAGAGGGUGCUGAUGCCGGAUCUGUAGGCCUGGCGGCUGCGGACACCAAGGCUAAUCCUGUGAGCCAAGAUGGCCAGAACCGAAGACGGGAUCAGGAUGACGGCGAGAACCCCCCGAUCGUGACCACUGGGACCGUGACUGCAGGGACUAUGAUAGAAAACCGAGACGGUGGUGGUAGCAUAUUUGUUGGCCCUGCGCCCUUGGAUAUGAAGGCGAAUCCCGCGAGCCAAGAUGGCCAAAACCGAAGACCGGAUGAGGAUGAGGGGGAGACCCCCCGGACCGUGACUACUGGGACUGUGACUACAGGGACCACGAUAGAAACCCGACCCGGUAGUGGUCGCAUGCUUGGUGGCGGUAGUGGUAGCAUGUUUGGCGGCGGUAGUGGUCAACGUAUGUUUGGUGGCGGUAGUGGUGGCCUGUUUGGUGGAUUUGGUUGCUCCAGGCCCGUGGAUAUAAAGGCGAAUCCUGCGAGCGAAGACGGUCGGGAUCGAAGGCGGGAUGAGGAUGAUGGCGAGACUCCCCGGCCUAUGAGUACUGGGACUACGAUAGGAAUACGACCCGGUGGUGGCAGUAUGUUUGGUGGUGGUCAUAGUGUAUUUGGAGGUGGUGGUAGCGUAUUUGGUGGUGUUAGUAGUAGAUUUGGUGGUAGACACAUAUUUGGUGGCCCUGCGCCUGUAGACGGGAAGGCGAAUCCUGCCAGUACAAAGGGUCUGAAGCGAGGGCGGGACGAGGAGGGGGAGGAGGUUCCUCACCCAGCGGAGAAGUACAGAAGACCUGAGGUGGAUGCCUCAUCAAGGAAGAAAGUGAAAGUGGAAGAAGAUCACGUUGAAUAG